Aspergillus japonicus CBS 114.51 is the source of this 1287-nucleotide messenger RNA. RefSeq lists its product as uncharacterized. The record is from RefSeq and is a predicted model, not a curated record. NCBI's taxonomy places the organism in Eukaryota, Fungi, Ascomycota, Eurotiomycetes, Eurotiales, Aspergillaceae. The coding region runs from base 1 to 1287 and encodes 428 amino acids. The transcript has 3 exons.
AUGGCUCUCUCCAGACUUAUCGCUACCGUUUUGGUGGCGAGUCGUCUCACUGCCGGAUAUUUGAUCGCCCCCUCCGGCACCGCAUUCCCUGGGGCAAACUCAGACUGCAGUGAAUGGGUCACCUACACGACCGGCUUGACCUGUGCCGAGAUUGAGGCCACAUACUCGAUCACUGAAGAGGAAUUCCUCGAAUGGAAUCCUUACAUCUCACUACUUUACACUGACUGCAAUCUGGUUGCGGGCUAUGACUACUGCGUGGACAUCAACUUUGAGACCUUCGGGACCUCUUCGUCCUCCACCAUCUCUGCCUCCACGGCCGGAUCCGCGACCGUGGCGAGCACCGGAAUCACUACGCCAUCACCCAUCCAAACGGGCAUGACCGCUACGUGCGACGAGUUCUACCUCGUGGUCUCUGGAGACACGUGCGCGGCUAUUGCCUCUGAUGCCGGUAUUGCACUGUCCGACUUCUACGCCUGGAACCCCGCGGUUGGUACCAGUUGCGCUGACCUCGAUGUUGGCGAUUAUGUGUGUAUUGGGGCGACUGGCACUGUGACCUCCACCACGGCCACCGGCAGUGGUACUGGAAUCGUCACCCCGGCCCCAAUCCAGACGGGUAUGACCGCUACUUGCGACGCCUUCCAUCUCGUGGUCUCCGGAGACACGUGCGCGGACAUUGCGUCCGACGCAGGAAUUGCACUGUCCGAUUUCUACGCCUGGAAUCCUGCGGUCGGCACCAGCUGCGCUGACCUCGAUGUCGGUGAUUAUGUGUGUGUCGGGGCGACUGGAACUGUAACCUCGACCACGACCACCAGCAGUGGUACUGGAAUCGUCACGCCUGCUCCAAUUCAGACAGGCAUGACCGCGACCUGCGAUGUAUUCCAUCUAGUGGUCUCCGGAGACACGUGUGCGGACAUUGCCUCCGACGCGGGGAUCGCCCUGGCCGAUUUCUACUCCUGGAACCCCGCCGUGGGCAGCAGCUGCGCUGACCUAGACGUGGGCGACUAUGUGUGCGUCGGGAUCGAGGGAGGCACUGCCACUGCCACUGCGACGACAACGACAACGACGGCGACGACAACCGGUAACGGAGUCACGACCCCCACACCGAUCCAAACGGGCAUGGUGUCGGACUGCGAUUCCUUCUAUUAUGUGGUCUCUGGGGACGGCUGCUCGAGCAUCGCCAGCGCGGAGGGGGUCACCGUGGCGGAAUUGGAGGAGUGGAACCCGGCCAUUGGGACGGACUGCACGGAUUUGUGGACCGAAACCUAUAUCUGCGUGGGAAUCCUGUAA